Messenger RNA from Melopsittacus undulatus (budgerigar), 2038 nucleotides. It is a transcript of the gene KLHDC8B, whose product is annotated as kelch domain containing 8B. The record is from RefSeq and is a predicted model, not a curated record. The coding region runs from base 564 to 1625 and encodes 353 amino acids. NCBI's taxonomy places the organism in Eukaryota, Metazoa, Chordata, Aves, Psittaciformes, Psittaculidae. The transcript has 5 exons. Gene Ontology annotation, molecular function: protein binding.
AGAGCAGUGGGAAUAAGGGCAGGCUGUGCGCUGGAGCAUCGUGCACUGGGGAGAUGGAGACCGGGAUGCAGGAACCUCAGAGAGCAGGGGCUCAGGGAAUGGGAGCCCUCGUUAGUGCAGGCAGGGAGCCUCGGGAAGCCGUGGGAAGCGGGAGCCUCGGUGGUUGCAGGCAGGGAACCUCGGGAAGCAGGAGACUCAAUGCGUGCAGGCAGGGAUCUCAGGGGAGACUUGGUGGGUGCAGACAGGGAGCUGUAGGGAGCAGGAGCCCAGAGAGAACAAGCAGGGAGCCCCAGGGUGCAGGAGCCCAGAGGGGACAAGCAGGGAGCCCCAGGGUGCAGGAGCCCAGAGGGGAUAAGCAGAGAGCCCUAAGAAGCAUGGAUCUGUCACAUCACCAGGGGAGCCGUCUCACCGGGGCCGGGGGCAUCCGUGCGUACCUGUGUGCUGACUCGGGUGCUCUCCCCACAGGAGCAGGGUGGGCAGACCCGGGCCAGGGCUGAGCCAGGCCGCAUGGGUGGCACGGCAAGGCCAGGGCCCGGGGACCCCCGGUGCGGCUGAUCCGGCCCAUGGCGGCGGGCGCGGGCGCCUUCGCGUGGGCCACGUUCCCGUCCAUGCCCACCCAGCGCGUGUACUGCAGCACCGCACACCGUGAUGGGCAGCUCUUCGUGCUGGGCGGCUGUGGCGGCAGCGGCAGGGCCCUGGGCACCGCUGAGCUGCUCGACCUGCCCGCACAGCGCUGGACCACGCUCCCACCGCUCCCCACGCCACGGGCUGGUGCUGCUGCCCUCGUCCUGGGCAAGCAGAUCCUGGUGGUGGGUGGUGUGGACGCAGCGCAGAGUCCCCUCGCCUCCGUUGAGGGCUACCACGUGGAUGAGGGCAAGUGGGAGAAGAAGGCGGCACUGACGCAGCCCUCCAUGGGCAUCUCAGCUGUGCAGAGAGAUGGGGCCAUCUAUGCCUUGGGAGGAAUGGGUGCAGACACCUCUCCUCAGGCACUGGUCCGUGUCUAUGAGCCGGCAAAGGACCAUUGGCAGCCCCUGCCCUCCAUGCCCACCCCCUGCUAUGGGGCCUCCACCUUCCUGCAGGGCAACAAGAUCUUUGUCCUGGGGGGCCGGCAGGGCAAGCUGCCCGUCACUGCCUUCGAGGCCUUUGACCUGGAGACGAGGAGCUGGACGCGGUACCCCAGCGUGCCGAGCCGCCGUGCCUUCGCCGCCUGCGCCAUGGCUGAUGGCAUCGUCUUCAGCCUGGGUGGGCUGCAGCAGCCGGGGCCACACAUCUUCUAUUCCCGUCCACACUUCGUCAACACCGUGGAGAUGUUUGAUCCUGCGCAGGGUGCAUGGAGCAAGCCGAGCCGUGGUAUCCGCAUGAGGGAGAAAAGAGCCGACUUCGUGGCUGGCUGCCUGGGAGGAAGAGUGGUGGCUGUGGGUGGCCUCGGGAACCAGUCCUGCCCGCUGGACUCGGUGGAAGGGUUCAGCCCCUCGCAGAAGAAGUGGGAGCCGCUGCCGCCCAUGCCCACUGGCCGCUGCUCCUGCUCCAGCUGCCCGGCACCCAGCCUACUCUUUGUCAUCGGAGGGGUGGCACAGGGCCCCAGCGGGGCCGUCGAGGCUCUGUGCCUGCGAGAGGCACCCUGAGCCGGGCCCCGGGGACCAGUCCCGGCCGAGCAUCAAGUGCCUGAAGACGGGGACAGGGUGUGUGAGUACUGGUGCGUGCGGGUGACCCGGCUCCGGAGCGUCACCGUCCCAUGGUGCCGGAGCAGCUGUGGUGUCUUGCUGUGCCAUGGAAUCACCUCUGGGCUCCUGCAGCACUGUGGUGAUGGAGCCUGGGGUUAAAGCCUGCCUGGUGGGAGGGCUGUGGCCGGUGGCAUAGAGGGAGCAACGGUGGUAGGACAGGCGCUGGCCAUGCUGCCCUGUCCGUGCCAUGUGUGUAGCAGUAAGUGCUGUGUCGUCGUAGACCCAGUCGAUGUCUCAUGUAGCAGAGGUGCCCUGUAGCUCAGUGCCUAGGAGGUGAUGUAGCACCUCAAAUAAACGAAACACGUGGAGUUUUA